CGUUCGCAUCGGAGUUGCUUCGCAUUACCCUCAGUACGACGGUUGAAGUUAUUCGUUGUUCGACCGUCUAGGAGACAAGUCUGUGGGUUCGGAACCGCGUGGUGAUAUUAAUAAGCAAUUACUGCUCGUCUAGCUUUUACAAUGAGGCACCUAAUUGUGGGAAUUGUUCUGGCUGUGGUCAGCUUCCAGACUAUCAACGCUCUGCAGUGCAUGCAAGGAGUGGAAGUGAAACAGGCGGGAAGCGGCAAAGAAACCCAACAGAAAGAGAAACCCCUGGAGGUUACGGAGUGUGGUGCAGCAACCGCUUUGGCCUCGACUGCACUGCUGUUUGCGGUGAAACCCAGCUCAAUCACUUUCCCGUCCGGUGACUACAAGUGCUAUCAUCUGAAGUAUGACGAAAAGAACAGCGAGUCUUCGACCAUCGUCAAGGGCUGUAUCUACAAAUCGUUGAACGUCUGCGAUGGCAAGUUCACGUCGGACAAUAUCCGGGAAUCGUUCUGCAGUCAGUGCGACAUGGAUGGUUGCAACUCUGCCGGUCGUUACGGAAUCGAUCUUAAACUGCUGGGGCUGACCAUGAUCGCCGCUAUAGCUUAUCUGCUGAAGUAAGCAGUUAAAGGAUGCUGAGCUCCAGUCUACUAUGUAGUGUUACGUUUCCAUUUCAUCUAUGCUAUCGUGUGUGAGUGCGAGUGGUGGGGCUGUCGGCUAGACUCCCCAACGCGUACAGUAGUGUGCUAUGUUGAAAGAUGAGCUAAGCGUUCAAAAUAGCGUUCUUCUGACGCCAUGCGACAGACAGGACAAGUGAAGAAGACAAAUCGAAAGAAGUUUUUGCCAGUGUGCCAGAGUUUUUUUUAUGGAAAAUCGAUACCAGAAUCUAACACAAAGAACGACCAACGAGGACGGUUGUACCAAAAUGUGCUUUGCGAUAGUCGUUAACUCAUGAAACGAUGAAACUCAAGAUGAAACUCAUAGAAUCGGAUGCCUUUCGUUGACUUCCACAUAAACAUAACUUACAUAAAGAAGAAUAUGUAAUAUUCUCCCUGGUGGUUUGAGUUAAACUGAUGAAUCAUUACCGAUUGACAAAUCUCAACAUAAACAGUGCUUAUACAUUACACACAUAUUUGCUAUUUUUUCGGCUUUCCAUGUCAAGGUGAAGAAUGAAAAUAAACGGCCGGGGCGCCAAAGAAAAGACA
This is a messenger RNA of Aedes albopictus (Asian tiger mosquito), 1190 nucleotides long. RefSeq lists its product as uncharacterized. The coding region runs from base 142 to 606 and encodes 154 amino acids. The transcript is spliced from 2 exons. The record is from RefSeq and is a predicted model, not a curated record. NCBI's taxonomy places the organism in Eukaryota, Metazoa, Arthropoda, Insecta, Diptera, Culicidae.